ACAAGUGUAGUGUUUUUCCCUACUCUACUCCAGUUUAUGGACGUAGUCAAUCAUCAUCACCAGCUUUGGUAACAGAUGGAGAAGGAUUUGAUCUGCGGCGCCUGUAACAUGGUGUUUCGCUCUGCUGGGCUGUUUGAGAAACAUAAAGCACUGUUCUGCAUCAGCACCGAGGUCAGUGGAGGAGGCGCAGACACAACACAGAGGAGAACACCUGAUCUAGUCACGAUGAGAGAUCGGCAAAGGAACGCCACCAGAUGGAGGAGCGCUGAUGCUGAACAGAAGUCCGGCAGAGCCGAAAACAAACCACAGACGAGUCAGACGGACAGUGCUGCUCUGCAAAACCUGACUGACGAGGAGCAUGACCGUCAGCUGAGGCGUCACCAUAUGGGUCACAGUGACAGACUGAAAGAGAUGAGGGAGAUGGCGACGCUCCACGAGUGCCAAGUGGCCCUGAUACAAGCUCACAACCAGGAGCUGCAGCGGCAAAGAGACGAGCUGGCCCGUCAGGUAAAUGUCCUGGGCGAGCAGAGAAACACGAGCCACCUUGAGAGUGUGCUCAUGGAGCUCAGGGCACAGGAGGAGAGGAAUGAGGAAACAUUACAACAAUUUGCUGAACACCUGCAUGCAUUACACGCACAAAAGGUCUCUUCUCUACCUGCUGAUCAUCAGGACAACUACAAGCUCGUUCCUUCCGCAGAUGGUCCUCUCUCUGCACAGAUAAAAGCUCUGCGUCAGGCAUACGUGCACUCAGGUGGGUCAGAUCCAGGCAUCAUUGCACAGAUGGUUGACCUGCAGACAGAAGCCCAGAGUGUGGAGAGGAACCAAGCGACAGCAUCUGCCGAGGCCAGGAGGAAGAAAGAGAAGCCUCCCCAGCGAGGAACGAGUUGGGAGCUGCUGCUUCUGGAGCAGGAGAACCAGAGACUGGAGGAGGAGAUCCUUAGGAUCCAGUGGGCCCGAGAGAGAAACCAGAACUAUGAAGCAGCUCUGAGGACUGAGCUUGAGCUGAUUCAGAGGGAGACUCUCCAGCAGGUUGAUGGAGUGGGGAGAAGCAGAGGAGCUCCCAGGCCCUGUAGACAACCUCCUCCACCUGCACCUCCCCGACCACCACCGCCGCUCCAAGCCAACACUCACAUUCCAACUGCUCUUUCACUGUUCCAUGCAAGGUCCUCCUCUUCUCCAUCAGGAAGACACAUCCUGGACCCUGUGGACUCUCUGGGUCCAGCUCCCUAUGACCCAGCGGCUGGUUUCGUCAUUUUCUUUGACCUGGUUCUGGGAGUCACUGCCUCUCAGAAGGCAUUGUGUUUGGUUGCGGCUCUCUACUCAGAGGGUGUGGAAGUGGGACCACAGAGUCUGCCUCCUGUCAAGUGUCUCCCAGGGGUCUCCUCGCCUUACAGCCACAGCCUCAUCCCAGGGAACUACGCCCUCCUCUCAGUCAAACAGCCUGUACCCAGGGUGCAGCCAUCAUCCUCCCUCUGCCUGGUGGUGGAAGUGCAGGCGGCGCACGACCAGGACGUUCAACCGACGUCCUCUGGCUGGACAUGUGUGGAACUCUUCGAUCAGUACAAUCAGCUCCAUAGUGGCCACUGGAGGGUGCCAGUUCGCUGUCUGCCUGUUCAACCCUCACUGAACAUUGCCCAACUCAAUACAAUACCACAGGUGGGCAACAUGGAGCUGUGCAUGCGUUUGGUCAACGGCCGAGAUGAAGAUGUGCAGACCCUCAUGGAGCCUGACCCAAGCAGGACCAGGCACUAUAAAUAUCCAGCUGUCGUGUCUCCUUUUAAUGCAACUGUGCAUGGAAGUUUAGCUCAGCUAGUUUCAGCUCCACAGGGAUAAAACAAGUCUCCCCCUGGCUGACCUUGACUGACCCCAAAAACCCUGAAGCAAGUUAGAGUUGAAAGAAUCUGACCAAGGAGAAGACCCCUCUAAAAGGAGGGAGUAAAUACAAACACUUAAAUGGUAUGAAUGUGGAUUUCAAGUCUUCAGGUGCAAAUAAAGAUGGUCUAAUCUUAGGCACUGGUGUUCCUUUUGAUACA
This is a messenger RNA of Solea solea (common sole), 2033 nucleotides long. It is a transcript of the gene ccdc17, whose product is annotated as coiled-coil domain containing 17. Lineage: Eukaryota; Metazoa; Chordata; Actinopteri; Pleuronectiformes; Soleidae. The coding region runs from base 76 to 1833 and encodes 585 amino acids. The transcript has 14 exons. The record is from RefSeq and is a predicted model, not a curated record.